UAAACACACAGAUGCCAGCACCAACCCAGAUACAGACCGCCCCUUUCCAGAAGCACAGCUGUGAGAAGCCCAACACCUGCAGAGUUGAGGUGUGGCCCGACGUGGCCCCGCCCUCUCCUCACCUGCUCAGGUGGAGCUAGGACUCUGCAGCUCUGCGAGUGAGACUGACAGGCCUCCCUGCCCUGGGCCUUUGGGAUCCAGCUGGGGAAAGUGAGACAGGGCCAGGGGCUGGGUGCCUGGCGUCUGGAUCCACAGCCGGCCUCAGAGACGACCUACCCUCCAUGUCUCCCGGAGAAAAACUGGACCCGCUUCCUGACACCUUCAUCCUGCAGCCGCCCACCUUCCACCCGGUGGUUCCUUAUGUCACCACAAUUUUUGGUGGUCUGCGGGCAGGCAAGAUGGUGAUGCUGCAGGGAGUGGUCCCUCUGAAAGCCCACAGGUUCCAGGUGGACUUCCAGUGUGGCUGCAGCCUGGACCCCCGACCGGAUAUCGCUUUCCACUUCAAUCCCCGCUUCCACACCACCAAGCCCCAUGUCAUCUGCAAUACCCUGCAGGGUGGGCACUGGCAGAAGGAAGUGCGGUGGCCCCACCUGGCCCUGCAGAGAGGAGCCAGCUUCCACCUCCUCUUUCUCUUUGGAAAUGAGGAAGUGAAGGUGAGCGUGAACGGGCAACACUUCCUCCGCUACCGCUACCGCCUCCCGCUAUCUCGUGUGGACACCCUGGGCAUAUUUGGUGACAUCUUGGUGAAGGCCGCGGGGUUCCUGAAUGUCAAUCCAUUUGUGGAAGGCGGCAAUGAAUAUCCAGCUGGACAUCCCUUCCUGCUGGAGAGCCACAGGCUGCAGGUGCCCUGCUCCCGUCCCCUUCCUCGGGGCCUGUGGCCUGGGCAGGUCAUCAUAGUGCGGGGGCUGGUCUUGCAAGAGCCCAAGGAUUUCACACUGAGCCUGAUGGACGAAGCAGCCCAUGUUCCCCUGACACUCAGGGCCUCCUUUGCAGACAGAACUCUGGCCUGGGUGUCGCCCUGGGGGCGCAAGAAGCUGAUCCUGGCCCCCUUCAUCUUCUACCCCCAGCGAUUCUUUGAGGUACUGCUCCUGUGCCAGGAGGGAGAACUGAAGCUAGCGCUUAAUGGACAGGGCCUGGGGGCCACCAGCCUGGGCCAGCAGACUCUGGAGCAGCUGCGGGAACUCCGUGUCAGUGGCAGCAUCCAACUCUACUGUGUCCAUUUCUGAAGACGGGUCUGGGGGGCCUGGAUGAGGAAGAGGAGGCCCAGUCUCGGCUCCACCCCACCCCCAGCACGGCCUCACUCUCCUUCCCUCUUCGAUCUUUGCACCUGCCACUACCUUAUCUGGCCACAGGACCUUUGGACCCCACCACAAGGGAGGUACAAGAAUAAGAGGACUCCUUGUCUAUUCCUCCCUCCACCAGGAGCCUGGGGUUUGGUUCCAACACCUUCAGGAUCUGAACUUGAAGGAAGCAGGCUGUGUAACCUAACAAGAACAAGAACAAAAACAACAACAAAAUGCAGUGGCUUAAAGAAUGUAGAUGCCUAUUUCAUUCUCCUCUGGCAGUUAUGAUGAGAACAAUCUGCGCCCAGUGGUCAAAUCAGUUCCAUAAAUAUAAGCUUGUGCUUCCAGACCCAACACAAAGGCUACGGCCAUUGUAACGUUCAGUCACUGAGAAGCAAAGCGAGAAUGUGGACAAGGCCUACCUAGGUUUAGAAUUUGGGGAGCUUGGGGGUUCACAGACAGAAAUGACUUGGUUUACUAGCAAAGCUCAGUCACAUGGUCAUGCUACCUGCAGAGAGGUUGGAGACAGUCUCUGGAGGGGAGGUCAUGUGCACGGACACGUCCAUUACUGUGUGUGUGUGUGUGUGUGUGUGUGUGUGAGAGAGAGAGAGAGAGAGAGAGGGAGGGAGAGAAGAGAUGGUGGAUUGCUGCACCCUGUGAGUAGUGCUGUGAAUAUGCUCAUUGCAGGAAGGAGGACACAGAGUGACUGAGAUAAGGGAAAAGAAAGAACACUGCAAAUAAAAAUAAAGGUUCAAGAAGAAAUAAUGAUUUGGAAUUAUUAGUACAUGCUUUUAUAUAUCACAGCUAGAUAGAAUAUAUAUGGUGUAGCCACAGAUCCUUAUGUUAUAGGUUACGGAGUGAUUUAUAUCAUAUGUAUUGUUUUAUCUUUACAUUAAGUGGGAAUAAGUAGAAAAAUAAAACCUAAUAUAUCAACCAACCCAGUAGAUGAGAUGGAGUUUUAUUUUGCUAAGAAACACACCCACUUUUAUGCUGCUUAUAAAAUUACUUCUAAAGAAAGAUGACAGCAGCUGGGGAGGUAGAUCAGUGGCUUUGCAAACCUGAAGCUCUGAGUUUGUUUCCAAGCACUGCAUAUGAGCAGAGAGGACUCUAUUUUCUCUUUCAUCAAAUAAAUAAGUAUAUGUCUUUUUAAAAAUUUUUACUUAUAAAAUGGAAAUAUUGACAAGAUCAUAGGGUAUGAGGGGUAUAAUUCUACACAAUUCCCAAUACCAGGACUCUGUCCCAUCCCUGUGGGAUUAUGUGAAAGCAUGGUAGAGCUUAGAGGAACUCUCCCAUCCUUGAGAUGGAGGUCUGGAAAGACACCCCACUUGUCAGUCUCUCCCUUCCAGGGAUGGAGCUAAGAGGGAAAGCUUCCAUGACUCAGUUUCCUCUUGUUGGUCUCUUAAGCUUCAGAAAGGCCUGCAAUCUCUCAGUUAACUCAUUCCCCUUCUGCAGACCAAAUGGCUGCCUGCUUGUAAGUUCACUUAGAGUUCACUAUGUUCACUAUAAGUUCACCACGUUCACUAUAAGUUCACCACCUUUUGAUCACACAUGUGAGCAUACUCCAUCACAGCAUUACCAGUAACCUAACAGUGAAAACCCACACACCUUAUUUCUUUGUCCUUUGAUAUCUAUGAUUUACAUAAAGCUCUGACCUUCUCUGCUUCAUCUCACUCUGCUGGUUUAGCCACUAUUUCUUAAUACCUUUAGAUAAUUAACAUGACUUGCAUCAUGGAAACUAAUUGCUUUGACCUUUUGGUAUCUCAUCAAUUCUUGUCAUUCCUACCCCUCCGAACCAUAGGGGUAUCUGACCUUUGAAACCCUGUGAUUAAUGACAUAUGUGAAAAAUGUUCUUUGUUCUACUUGCUAUAUAAGUUGUCCCUUCUCAGAAUAAAGUUGGAAGUUCAUACCUGAA
Molecule: messenger RNA, 3195 nt
Organism: Erinaceus europaeus (western European hedgehog)
Lineage: Eukaryota; Metazoa; Chordata; Mammalia; Eulipotyphla; Erinaceidae
Gene: LGALS12
Product: galectin 12
Exons: 10
Coding region: 282-1226 (314 amino acids)
Biological process (GO): intrinsic apoptotic signaling pathway; lymphatic endothelial cell migration
Molecular function (GO): lactose binding; integrin binding
Source: RefSeq, a predicted model, not a curated record